UCCUCUAAACUCCGCUGGGCAUCAUUGCGCGUCAAAACAUUGCGUCUCUGCAGGACUUGCCAGGGCCGGAGAGAGGAGAACAUUUGCUCGGGAAAAGAAAUGCGAAAGGGGUUCUAAGUUUGGCUCUGCCACGAGGGAGACGAGGAGGUGCGAUUUUUUAAAAGCGACGUGGAGAACCGAUUUUCUUCCCUCCAAAGCCCAAACUGUCCUCUCGACCAACUAGGACUCAUUUUUGGCCUGUAGAAGAAGCGAUGUCCUGUGUGGUGGAUGCCUGUACCUGUACCAUGUGUUCGCCUCCCAACCCGGCGCCCACCACGGCCCUCACCUGUGUGUUGCGGUGCUUCCCUUGUGAGCCGACCUGGGCUGGCAGUCCCUUCUUGCACCGCCCGCCAACUCCGCCCAUGGUCAGAAUGACGCGCUCCAAGACCUUCCAGGCGUACCUGCCGAGCUGCCACCGGACCUACAGCUGCAUCCACUGCCGAGCUCACCUGGCCAACCACGACGAGCUCAUCUCCAAGCUUUUUCAUCUUUGCCUCAUCUUGUCCCUGCAGUCGUUUCAGGGGAGCCAAGGCAGAGCCUACCUGUUCAAUUCAGUGGUGAACGUCGGCUGCGGCCCUGCAGAGGAGAGGGUUCUGCUCACGGGCCUGCACGCCGUAGCGGAUAUCUACUGCGAGAACUGCAAGACCACCCUGGGCUGGAAAUACGAACACGCCUUUGAGAGCAGUCAGAAGUAUAAAGAGGGCAAGUUCAUCAUCGAGCUGGCCCACAUGAUCAAGGACAACGGCUGGGACUGAGUGACGAGCAACCGGGACACUACUGCAGCAGAGGAGAGGGAGGGG
This is a messenger RNA of Pungitius pungitius (ninespine stickleback), 839 nucleotides long. Its product is annotated as protein yippee-like 2. The record is from RefSeq and is a predicted model, not a curated record. Bases 252 to 794 code for a protein of 180 amino acids. The transcript is spliced from 6 exons. NCBI's taxonomy places the organism in Eukaryota, Metazoa, Chordata, Actinopteri, Perciformes, Gasterosteidae.